Molecule: messenger RNA, 216 nt
Organism: Ambispora gerdemannii
Lineage: Eukaryota; Fungi; Glomeromycota; Glomeromycetes; Archaeosporales; Ambisporaceae
Source: the annotation of a GenBank genome assembly
AUGAAUCAACAAAAUCAACAACAAAACCAGCAAAACCAGCCGCAAAACCAACCAAACCAACCGCAAAAUCAACAAAACCAACUAUUGCAGCAGCAGCAAGCCCAAAUAAUAAAUGGCUCUUUCAAUAUUUACGAUGAACCACGUACGCAUCUUGAAAAUGAUGUCUUGACCAUACUCUCAGAAUCAUAUCACAUGAUAUCUGACGCUAAUUAUUAA